Messenger RNA from Pocillopora verrucosa, 3112 nucleotides. NCBI's taxonomy places the organism in Eukaryota, Metazoa, Cnidaria, Anthozoa, Scleractinia, Pocilloporidae. The record is from RefSeq and is a predicted model, not a curated record.
UCACCAAGAGCUAUUUCUCCUUUGUUUUAUCCAGCGUGUGUUUUAUGGACGGUGGCUUAUUUACAUAACUUCAAAUGAGCGGAAAGCGGCUUAAGCCGUUUUCUUUCGACGCUACUUUUGUAGACAAAAGUGGAAAGAAAUCGAGGAAAACUUUUUCGCUAACGGCGGAAUCCACGCUUCGUACCCCACGAACCUGUUCAGUUGAAAAUGAACAACCUGAGAUCGUCGAACCUUUCUCGUUUGAGGAGUUUAGUGAGAGCGGUUCUGGUCUAUCUUCGUACGAGAAAAGACAUAUCGCCAACAUCCAGAAAUGGGACAACAUAAGAAGACAGUUGUUUGAUUCUUAUGUGGAGGAAUGCUGUUUUCCGACUGACACAACAUGUGUUUACUGCCUCCAAGAACCAGCAACACUGCGAUGUCAAUAUUGUGGCCCCAAGCAGUACUUCUGCCUUGAAUGUGCUAAUAUUUUGCACAGUGUGAGGAACCAUUUUCAUGUUUUGGAAAAAUGGAAGGAGGGGAUGUUCACCCCUUAUGUGGUCAACGGAUUACCAUUAGGUUUCCAAUGCAACUGUGGAUCUGCUGAAGCAAGAGACAUUGUGUGUAUUGAUGAGCACGGCAAUCAGUAUUCAAAAAAAGUUUGGUUUUGUAACUGCUAUCACCCAACCACAACACUAAUAAAGAACAACUUGUGGCCAGCAUCUCCUGAUAAACCUGCCACAGCCUUCACAUUUUAUUUAAUGGAUCUGAUGGAAACAGUGUUCUUGCACUGCAAAGUUUCCCUCAGAGAAUUUUGUGAAGCCGUUGAACUGUUAAGGCCCUCGUUACAACCAAGAAUGGUUUUUUCAAUAUAUCAACUCCUAAAUCAAGCAUCUUUUGAAGAGUACAGGUACUUCAAGUAUCAAAUUAAGAAAAUGACUCAGUGCUUCCCAGACCUCUGGAAUGGUACAGUUUGUCCGCUUUGUCCAAAGGAAAAUGGAAUUUUGAUAGAGAGCAUGGAUGCAUGCUUUGGUCUUUCCAGGAAGAAAUGCCAGGGACUGAAAUCAAUAGGAGUUCCAAAACAUGGACAGCUGAUGUUUGCAGACCAAGAUGAUGUUGACAAUUUUGUAAAUGGCUACUGUGAACGUGCUUCUGAGGUUUCAAAGGACUGCAGCUCAUUUCAUGCUGGUGAACUUGCAAGCUCCAUUAGAUCAAAAGGAAAGAAUAAACUUUUUGAUGAGAAAGGAGUCUUUGGUCGUGUCUGCAGACAUGACUUCCCCAAAGGAUUUCAUAGCAUCAAACAUGGUGAAAGGAUUGGUUAUCCACUUUACGAGGUUAAGCGCUUUCUUGACGAGAACAAUAAAAGUCUAAAGUUUGUCAUGCUCUAUGACAUUGCAUGCAUAUUGUCCUCACAUAUGAAGAAAAAUGCACAAGAAUUACUGUUCAACCCAACCCAGUUGACCUUGGGUAUACCAAUUUUUCACUGUUAUGGUCACAAAGCUUCAUGUCAGAUCAAGUAUUCACCAAGACGUAUUGAUGGAAUUGGUCUCACAGAUGGUGAGGGUACUGAGAGGCUUUGGGCUUUCCUUCGUGACUAUUCUAGGAUAACAAAGGAAAUGGCAGCAGAUAAAAGAAUUGAUGUCCUUACUGAUGGUCUUUUGCACUACGGAGAUCAACUCCGUGAAAAGUUUGGACCUUCGUUGAAGAGAAAGUUUAGACGAAGUAAAGAAAUUCUCCAAAACUCAACUGAAAAAAUUGAUUCCCUGUGCAAGUCUUUGUCAGAACCUGUUACAGAGCAAGAUAUUGAGAUGUGGAUUGAGGCAGAAGUGUCAACUGAAAGCAGUGAUGAAGAGCUGGAAUGGGAUGAGAAGUAUGUUGAAAGCCUUAGCACUGCAAACGAUCUUAAGUUUAAAUUGCAGUCCAAUUCUGAGAUUAAUGCUCAGGAAGUUGAAUCAAUAAAGAAACAGUUACAGAGGCUUGAGAAGUUGCAAACAUCUAUUGAGAGGCAACAAGGAAUUCAAAGGAAGUGGACUGUGGCAAGUUCUUUGUACAAAGAAGUUCUUGCUCGCCUCAAGCUUAAACAAGGGUGUCAGUUACUCAAAAAACUACACCACCUAGCAGCGGAACGGAUUUUUGUUCUGGAAAUGAAGAAAAAGUAUGCAGAUGGACAAGCUAUUGCUAAAAAGCUGAACAAAGAACUUACCAAGAUAACAGCCAGUGUCAAACUGCUCAUACCCCAACUGAAAGCUUUGAGAACAGCUCAGUUUGGUGAUCUGUCAGAUGAUGAAGUUUUUGUUAUAGUGAAAGAUCCGCAAUCAACCAUUUACAGUGCAGUCAACGUGGAUCCUCAACGUAACACCCUAGCCCAUUCUACAAAAAUACAAAUCAUAAAUGUGUUUUUGUUGAAAAAAAGGGCCAACGAAGAAAUCAUUCUUCUUAAAGCAGAGGUUGAAAGGUUUCAGACCUUUCUUUCUGAGGAAGUUCAGAAAGUUGAUUCUUGGAUCGAUAAGGCUUCCACUCAAAAUAAUCCAAGUCACAAGAACCUUCUUCUAGUGAAGAGAGCAUCCUUAAUCCAAGAACUAGCAAGCCUGCAAAGACUUUGGAAGGAAGAAGUCUUGUUUGAAACAGAUUAUGAAGAAUUGCUGAAAAGAAUUUUGGAUGGAAGUGGAGAAUCAACACUGUCUUUACUUGAAGAUGAAGCUGCAAAUGAUAAUGAUGAUGUUGAUGAUGUCAGUAGUGUUAGGGAUGAAACUGAAGCUGAUGAGAACGAACAAACAGACAAUCUAGAUCAAUGAUGGUGCAUUUUCAUUGUAAAAAUUGUUGUUAUGAUAAUAAUAAGAAGCCAUUUGGUGACGAUGCAUAGUCGAUACCUCAUAAAAGAUGAUAUUUUAUAACUAUAAUUACUAACUCACAUGAAUAUUAUAACAACAUGACUUAAGUGAAACAUUUGGGCCAAUACAAUUGCAGCUUCCAUUGUAAUGCAAUAAAACCUCUUGUUCAGAGAACCUAGAUUUUUUUCAAGUCAGCUUGAACAGGUUCCUAGUAUAUAAAUGGUGCUUGACUGAAAAUCAGGUUCGCUAGGUUCUUAAAUAGGUUUCUUAAUUCUCGCUAAUAAAAAGUGUACUUGUAUAAAUGA